Neopelma chrysocephalum (saffron-crested tyrant-manakin) is the source of this 507-nucleotide messenger RNA. Its product is annotated as N6-adenosine-methyltransferase catalytic subunit-like. The transcript is spliced from 2 exons. The record is from RefSeq and is a predicted model, not a curated record. The annotation marks the transcript as partial. NCBI's taxonomy places the organism in Eukaryota, Metazoa, Chordata, Aves, Passeriformes, Pipridae.
UGUGGCGGCCCGGGCUCGGCUGGGCGCCGGUUUCUCGCUCGCUCUGUCGCUCUGUCGGGGCCCUGUCGCGACAGGGCCCCGGGGGCCGCGAUGUCGGACACGUGGAGCUCGAUCCAGGCGCACAAGAAGCAGCUGGACUCGCUCCGCGAGCGGCUCCAGCGCCGCCGGAAGCAGGACCCGCUGGGCGGGGCGGCCCCCGCCCACGACCUCUCCCUGGUGGCCCCGCCCCGCACCUCCAGCCCCGCCCCUUCCGCCGGAGGAGGCCCCGCCCUCUGCUCCGCCCCAGGAGGCCCCUCCCCUUCCCCGGGGGGCGUGGCCACGGAGGCCCCUCCUCAUGGUGGAGGAGGGGGCGUGGCCUCCGAGGGCGUGUCCGGAGGGGUGGGCGGGGCCGGCGGGGAAGGGGCGGGGCCCGACCCGGCGCUGGAGCGGCGCCUCCUGCUGCUGCUGUCGGACCUGGCGCUGCCCCUGCCCCGCGACGCCGCCGCCCUCUGCGCCGCCCUCCAGCAG